GCCACAGCCCCGUGGGGACACAGGACACUCACAGCACGUCCCAGCACCCGCCCGACAGGGAAAGCCAGAAGUGCCUGGGGUGGAAUGCAAGAAAAAUGACAUUACUGCUGUUCCUCUUCCUGCUCGCCCUGCUCCCGGCUGGGUCUGCAAGAGGCAGAUACCUCCCCAAGGCAGCCAUCUCCAGCCCCGUGUUCGGCCCUCGGCAGGUCUAUGGCGUGCUGGGCGGCUCGGUCACCCUGAAAUGUUUCUACCCUGGCACGCCGGUGAACAGACACGACAGGAAAUACUGGUGCAGGGAGCUGGGCUCCCGCUGUGUCACCGUGGUGGCCACACGCUACGUGGCUCCCGACUACCAGGACAGAAUCUCCCUCACCGACCACCCCGAUGCCGAGAACUUCCAGAUCAACAUCUCGGCGCUGAGGCUGGAGGACGCCGGCACCUUCCAGUGCGGCGUGGGGGUCAACGGCAGAGGGCUGUCCCACAGGGUCAUUCUCAGUGUUGCUGAAGCCCCACCUGUUCCUGAGGCAGCUGAGCUCUUCUACUUGAAGCUCCGCAGCACCUGGACCGUGUCCUGCAGCUUUGGGGAGGACACUGUGGACCUGAGGAGGUACCUGUGCAAGAAGGAGAAGGACAGCUGCCGGAACAUCAUCGACAGCCAUCGGAACAUUGAUCCGGAUUUCCAAGGGAGAGUUCUGCUGGCUUUUGAGGAGCCUCCAGGCUCCUUCAGUGUCACGAUGACUCAGAUGGACUGGGAAGACACAGGCUUGUACUACUGUGGGGCCGGUGAAUAUGGGAAGGAAGGAAAAUCGAAGGAACUGGACGUGUUUAUCUACGAGGACAAAAACUUCCCUCAGAUAAAGACCAUGGUAACCGGAAAAAAAGGAAGUUCAGCAACCUUCGAGUGCCUCUAUAAUCCUCUAACGAAAUCUUCCACGAGGAUCUGGUGCAAGUGGAGGCCCCAGGGAUGUGACAAGAUCAUAGACAACACCGGCUACGUGAAGUACAACUAUGAAGGAAGAGUGGCCAUGUUCGAGAACCCCGGAAACAAAACUGUCACCGUCAUCCUGAACCAGCUGCAGGCCAAGGACGAGGGCUUUUACUGGUGCAUGUCAAAUGAACUGAAGGAGCAGCAGUCAUCCACAGAACUGAAGGUUGUGGAAGGAGAACCUGCGCUGACAGGACCAAAGGAAGUGGAGGCACAAGUGGGCUCCAGGGUGGACUUAACCUGCUCUUACCCCUGCAAGUACUACUCCUACGAGAAGUACUGGUGCAAGUGGAACUACACGGGCUGCUCCAUGCUGCCAGCGCUGGAUCAGGGGCUGCCAGGGCCGGGUGCCAGCUGUAACGCAUCCACCAGGACGGCUGUGCUGAGCUUUGACCCGCUGACGGAGGAAGAUGAAGGCUGGUACUGGUGUGGGGUGAAACGCAACGGUGCCUUUGGGGAAACCAUGGCCGUGGAGCUGCGGGUGAGCACAGGGAGCGAUGCCAAGCACAGCCCAGAGCUCCUGGAUGUUGAUUCCAGCCGUGAGUCUGGAGCUGUUCCCCCAGGAGGAGCCUACAGCGAUGCUGAGGUGCGAAAAGGAGCUGUCCCAGAAAGCUCUGAGGAAAGCCAUGGCUCUAACACUCUGGCCUUAGUGCUGGGCCCUCUUGCUGGUCUGAUCCUGAUUGUUGUGACAGCUUUUGCCAUUUUCAAAUACAGGCAGCUGAAGAGAUCUGACCUGGUGUCCGUGGGGAGCUACAGGACAAACAUCAGCAUGUCAGACUUCGAGAGCGUGAGGGACCUCAGUGCCAGCAACAACGCGAAGGAGAUCCAGGACACCCCCAUGGGAGGGGACGAGCCCACCACCACCACGGAUGCUCCGGAAAGCACUGCCGACACAACGAAGGCAAAAAGGAGCUCCAAGGAGGACGCUGACCUCGCCUACUCCUCCUUCCUCGUCACCUCCGACAGCAUCGCCCAGCGCAGCUCCGGUGGGGACAGCGCAGUCCUGGACGUGUCCCCCAGCCAGGACCGGGUCUGAGGGGCAGGUGGCAGCACCUGGGACUGCCUCUACCUUGAGAAUCACUUCACAAUUCAUUGAUCCCACAGUUUGCUAUAACUUGACCUUUUUUUUUUCUUUUUGCUUAAAUUCAGCUUUGAGUGGUGAUUUAGGAGGAAUGGUUUGAUUCCCAAGGGGGCUGGAAGUGCAGGUCUGAGUGAGGAGGUUGGGCUGGGAAACAGCAGGAACUCGAGUGGCUCGUCCCACCAGCAGCCCCAGUUCCUACACUGGGCUCUCACUGGCCAGAAGGAGCAUUGUGAAAAAAAAAAAAAUCCCAUUUUCUUUUAAAGGCAGCUGGAAAACCCUUUAGAACAGCAUCUGAUGCUUUUGAUUUCCCUAAGCUUUCCCGACCUGAGGGCAGCACCUGCAGGCCAGACACGUCUGGAGUGUUUGUAUGCAUGAUCAAUAAAGAAUCCAGUGGCUUUCAGCAGA
Molecule: messenger RNA, 2471 nt
Organism: Parus major (Great Tit)
Lineage: Eukaryota; Metazoa; Chordata; Aves; Passeriformes; Paridae
Product: polymeric immunoglobulin receptor-like
Exons: 11
Coding region: 96-2021 (641 amino acids)
Cellular component (GO): plasma membrane
Molecular function (GO): transmembrane signaling receptor activity
Source: RefSeq, a predicted model, not a curated record